GAGGGGAGGCGGAGGUGAGGUGGACCAGACGGCGCGCGAGCUCGAGUAUGAGAGACGGAGGGGAGGGAAAAGGGAGAGAAACAGCCGCCUUCAAAUAUGGCGUCUUCGAGGGAAAAUGACUAAUGUUCUGAAAAAGAGGCCUCGAGCUCGACGUUCAAGCGAACCGUGCGGAGUCCGCACGCAGCGUGGGUGUUUGAAAUCGUCGAGUCGAACGCAAGCCGAAGCGAGUGAAGGAAAGGGGCACGGUUUACACCAUCUUAUUUAGAUGCGUCGACAGGGCUAGCGCGCUGCUAGCUCACAACAACAACAUUGUGGGUGGAAUUUAAAUGUCGCGUUUGAUAUUCGCUCGCAAAAUCGUUGCAUGCGUAAUGUAGCAGUUGUUUAACGGCUUCAUACAAGUAACGUUAAAGAAAGGGGAGGAGAAACAAGGGAAAGGACGUAGGACGUCAGUAAUUUAUCGGUAAACAGGUCAAACCGAAUUCUUCGCAGCCCGCCAGGAGCAUGGCAUUACUUUAUCUAGUUUUAAAUGAGAAAAGGCUGAAAAGGACGAAGAAUGAUUAAAAACUGACAACGGGACCGCGAUCUUGUAGUGCAAAAAACAGUUUCGCACCGGAACCGUUCGCUCGCAUCCAGCCGCGCGUUAGUGCGAAGCGAUGGACAGAAAUUACCCGGGAGCUGGCUUCGGUGAUUUGGGCGCAGGAGCCGGAUGGAGCUACGAGAGAUCAGCCAAAGCAAGCUUGGUGUACGGCAGCUCUAGAUCAUCACAUCCAGAGUCUGAACUUCUUCAUCGCCAAGCCUACGCCACUCCCCAUCCCCUGCAGGGUUAUGCUACCAAUCACCAUCCUGGUGGAUCUGGCCAGGGUGGGGCUUGGGGUGCAGCUGGAAGGAGCCUGGGCCUGUCUGGACUUUUUGAUGCUGGGCUGCACCACACAAGUCCGUCAGGCCCAGAUCCAUCGGUUAUGAACCUUAUAUCUGCACUAGAGUCCCGGGGUCCACAGCCACCUCCAUCUGCCUCAUCCCUCCUAUCUCAGUUUCGCAGUCCAUCAUGGCAGACUGCCAUGCACACACCUGCCCCUGCAGAGCUUUUCAUCUCUGGUGCCCUUCCUGGAUCUGGAUCCUUCCCAUCCUCUUCUGCUUUGUCUGCCUAUCAGCACCCAGCGCCAUUCUCAGGGCGGUCCUUUCCUGGUGUGACCCCCUCAUUGUCCUUACAGGAUACGCCCACUUUCAGCCCCACCUCCAAUGGCCUCCUGUCACCCCAUGAUCCUUUACUCCACAUCAAGACACCUUCACAAUCAAGCCUUGGCUUUGACCGCCUGUUGUCAUCACAGGGUGCAGCUGCGGCCUACCGUGGAAGUCAUGAUCCAACUGGGGGUGGGGUCACAUCUGCACAAGCCUCUUCUGCAGCCUCAGUUUCUGCCCGCCAUAUGCCGUCUCAUCAGUUCAACUUGUUGUCCUCCCAGCUUCAAGACCAGUCCUCCCAGUUGUACAGUGCCUCUGUGUUUUCCUCUACCCCUGCUCCACCUCAGCCAACAUCCCAAGAGCGGACAGUACCAAGACAAGACAGUGUAAUUAAACACUACCAACGUCCCUCUCCAGCACAAGCCCCCUCAUCCACCCCUCACCCUCUUCAGCACUAUCUUAGCUGUGGGGUGUCAGGAUAUCAGCAAGCCACUCAUACGCGCCAUGUUGGCCUCUCUUGCAGUCCCCUAGGUGAACACAGUCCUUCCUCAGACCAUAAACCCUCCCCCAGGACUGAACAGUACAGACCAAUAAUCCAACCUUCUUAUGGGUCCUCGUCAUCCUCAUCCUCUGGUGGGGCUGGAAAGGGGACAAAGAGCAGCUCUAGUAGUGGUUACUCCUCUUCUGGAUCUGCAUCCUCUUCCAGAACCCCCCACACACCGCCCUCUGCCUCUUCAGCUUCAUCCUCAUCUUCAUCCUCUUCCUCCUCCUCUGCAUCUGCUAGUGCUCGUCAGUCUAAUUCCAUUCCAACCUCCACUUCUGCCUCUGCAUCCUCUCGACAACAGCCACCAACCCAGACUGUACCUCCUCCACCCCAGUCACAUUCCCAGGCCCCUCAGAGCUCCUCUAAUUCCACCCAGCAAACCCUUCCCAAGUCGUGCCUCUCGGGUUAUGGAUCACCAGUGGCUCCAGUCAAGUCAUCGAGUGGUCUAACGGGCCAGACCCCUCCUCAUCCACAACCCCAGUCUUUCUCUCCAAGUCAGCCUCCCCCAUCACACCUUUCCCAGUCAUAUGGGGGAUUCAGUUCUCCACAGACUCAUGAUCUUCCUUCAGCUAGGACCUCUGGAGUGGCUAAAGGGUAUGGGAAUUUGGGAAGUCAGUCGUUUUCAGCAGAAGCAGUAUAUGGGACUGAUUCAGGUUAUGGGUCUCUGCCACCAUCUUUAGUGGGUGCUGGAAGUCCCUCAAUGGGUUAUGGUGCAUCAGGACACUCUCCUGCCCUUCUUAGGUCAGGAGCAAGUGGUGGAACAACUGGUGGUGGUAGUAGUGGAGGCAGUACAGGAACUGGAGCCAGUGGUAGUGGAGGAGGUGGUGGAUCUUACCACAUCCCUGAUUCAAGUCCAUCUCCAUCUGGCAAUUCUGGAAUCAUCCGUCCUGGUCUGCAUUCUCCUGCACCUUCACGACCUGCUCAGUCACCUGUUGGAACAGGAUCCAACAAAUAUCUAUCUUCUGUUCUCUCACCUUCAUUUCUGCCUUCUCCACAAGGGUACCCAGACACAAGAGGACCUCGAUCACAACCCUAUCACCCCUCUGCUCCUCCCAAAACAAAGUCUGAUAACAGCAUACUUGGUGUAACAGAGUCUAGGUCACAACAGGACGAUGAUGUUGAUGAUGAUUUCCUCAUCCAGCACCUUCUUCAAGCCCAGAGUCCUGCUCCUCAAGCAUCCCAUCACCAUCCUCCUCAAAGCCAUCAUUCCAUACAGCCCACCCAGCAGCCUCCAGUCCUUCCAGCUCAGGAUGGAAAUAAGGGGCUUGCUUAUGAGAUGAGCAAAAGCUCAGAAGAGAGGUACCACCUUCAAAGUGUUAUUCGAACACAUAGUGCCACCUCUAAUGCUGCUGUCUCUGAUACAGGGAGUGGAGCUGAACUGGACAGUCAAUUGGAGAUGUCCCUAAAGAAACAGCAACCGCACCAACAACAACAUCAACAACAACCACAGCAGAAAAGCAACAGAACUGUAAGUGAUGGAGGACGAGGGAGUUCAGAUCAAACACAUUCCCAUCCUCAACAUCAUCAUGAUUCAAUGGGAUCUGUGGUGCAUUAUGUGCGGGAUGACCCAUAUUCCCAACACUCAAUUCCUCAACAAUCCACCUCCCACCAUCAACACACUCCACAUACACCCACGCACCCACACCUACACUCUCACCCGCACAUGGAUCUUCAGAAAAAAACUCCAGAUUCAGGAGAUAUGGCUUACAUACGUAAGACACCUGAUGUGCAGCAACAUCACCAUCAGCAUCAACAGGCACAUCAACAGCAAACUCAACAUCAUCAGUCACAUCCACAACAACAUCAACAACAACCCCAGCAACAACGUCAUCACUCCCAGUCACAGCCACUUAUGGACUCUCCCACUGACCAGUCUCACCAAUCCCCUCAUUUGUUGCAGUCUGUGUUGUCCCACACCCGCAGCAAAACAGACCCUCAGCAACAGCAGCAUUCUGUAAGCCAGCAGGCCCUUAUGGAAGCCACUGGGGGAGUUGUGUCAGCAGAGACCCAUUCCCAGCCCCAGACAUCCCAGCUCCAACUCCAGCUUCAGUCCCAGGCUUUGGAAGCAGCUGGUCACUAUGGUCAUGGUACCCAGCAGCAAGACCAGAGCCGCCCUAAGUCUAACACAGUGUCUUCACUAGACAUGCUGGAACAUUCCCUCUCUCGGACAUCUAGCCAAGAGGGAGCAAUGGUGGAUGAGAGGACAGGAGGUGAAGGAAGCAGGGGAAAUUCUGGAGCUGCAACAGCAGGAAGUGUAGAAAGGCGCCAAUCACAGAAGCAACAAAGACUUUCAUCUCACCACCCAACGCAGCAUCAUGCUUCAGAGUUACACUCAUAUCUUCCUGAGCCAGACAUGAGUUUAUCAACUACUUCUCAUGGACACCACCUAUCCCACCAUCACCACCAACAGCAACAAUCGUCACAAGGUCCUCAACAUUCUAACUCCCACCAUCAACACCCUCACCCCUCCCAUCCUAAUCAACAGAGCCAUCAUCAUCUUCCUCCACAGGCCUCCUCAGCAGCUUCUCAGCAACAAGAGCAGUCUCACCCCUCUCACACCUCCCAGAUUCCUCAACCUCAGCUUGACCAGCAUCAAGGAGAGCCCCACUUUGACACCAGGAAUCCAGCAGUGAAAUCAAAUCAAAACCAAAAUCAAAGCCAACAGAGCCAGAGGUUUGUUCCGUUAACAUCCAUCUGCUUCCCUGAUUCUCUUCUCCCAGAUGAGGACCGUUCAUUCUUUCCUGGAAUGGAGGAUAUGUUCUGCACAGAGGAGUACAAAUCCACUUGCUCAGGAGGAACUGGGCAGGGUCAAGAUGGGGUUGCAACUGGCCAAGCAGUGCAGGAAGGAAUGGAAGGAAUUAAACCAACGCCCGGAGGAGGAGACAAUACAGGUCCAAGUUAUGAUAUGCUUGGUCAUCACAGUGACCAAGGAUAUGGGCAAUAUUGCCAUGAUCUCUCAGAACCUGACAAUGGAACCAUGCAUUUGGAUCUUGACUCCUUGAAGACUCAAGAGCUCCCAUCUACAGUCAAUACAGAGCAGCUUGGACUGAUCCAAUCUCAACCAGCCAACCUUGGAAUGGGGACAACUGGAACAGUGGGGGAAGGAUCUGGUGCCAAAAUGGGAGGUACUGGGGGAUCUGGGUCUGGAUCAGGGGGUCUUACCUCUCCUAUCUUCUGUUCCUCUCGCCCAAAGAAGCUCCUUAAGUCCAGUUCCUUCCAUCUACUGAAGGAAAGACCUGAUCCAAACUCCUUGCCCAAGAAGAGCUAUGCACAGGAGUAUGAAUUUGAAGAUGACGAGGAUAAGGCUGACGUCCCAGCUGACAUACGCCUCAACAGCCGAAGCCGACUUCCUGAUCUCAUACCAGACCUUGUGUCCAGUUGUCGCAAAUCAAGUGGUGUGGGAGGGGGAACUUUAAGCCCUUUAAUGGGUGAUCUAGAUUUUGGAUACCCAUCUCUUGGUCCCCCUCCGCAGUUGAUGCCACAAGAUGGACCGAAGAAAAGAGGCAGGAAGCCCACAAAGCCUAAACGAGAAGGACCUCCAAGGCCACGUGGACGCCCACGUAUACGCCCAUUGCCAGAACCUCACCACUCUAGGGGUAUGAUGGGAGAGUAUGGAACAGGAUAUGUUCCUGAAAGAAGCAGAGGCAGAGGAAGAGGCAGAGGCAGAGGCAGACGGGAUGAAUCUAUGAUGGACAUGGAGAUGACCAAUAAAGACCCGAAUCAGAUGUAUCAACAACACAUGCAGCAGCAAAUGCAUCACCAAUCACAGCAGCAGCCACAGCAUGAGGAGCCAAUAAAACCCAUCAAGAUUAAACUUCCUAUUGGAACCAUGCCAUCUUCUGAUGCCUUGUUGCGGACAGACUCCUUGUCAGGCACUGAUCCGGCUCUCUCAGAUGGUUCCCUUGGUUCAGCACCCUCUUUGGGAUUGAGCCCUGGGACUCCCGGAGUGCCUGACAUGAACAGACCUCAAGACAAGAAGUCCAAAUCCCAAGAGUUGGAAGAGAAAGAGUCAGAGAAGACUGGCUUUGUUGCCUCAUUUUUGGAUUUUUUAAAGUCUGGAAAAAGGCCAUCAGGAUUGUCAACAGGGUCAGCUGACAGCGCUGGAAAUGAAGAUGCCUCUCCUGGGAAAAGUGGAAGCUUUCGCCCAUUAUCCCCUCAACCUCCACCUCCCCCAGCUGCUGCAGCUUUAUCUGGAUAUGGAGAUGGUGAAAGUGAUGGAGGACUGUCUUUGGGUGGCUGUCCUAGCCCAUGCAAGCGUUUGGAUGAAGAGCUGAAAAGGAACCUUGAGACAUUGCCCUCCUUCUCGUCCGAUGAGGAGGACUCUGUCGGAAAGAACCAGGACCUGCAAAAGAGCAUCUCCUCUGCAAUCUCUGCCCUGUAUGACACUCCUCAACUCACCUCUACAAUGCAGCCUCCUUCACUUCCACCACCCCCUCCUCCACCUCCUCCUGAACCACUGACACCAACACAGCAGCCACCAGCCCUCAGCCCUCAACCACCACUGCAUAUACACUCGCCCUCACAUGCCCAUACCCACUCCGUUGAGCCUGCAAGAUUGCAAAGAGAAGAGCAGGAAGAAGAAAUGGAAGAAAAAGAGAAGGAUCUAGAAGAGGAAGUGGAGCAAGACAAAGAAGAGAAAGAGAAAGUCUCAGAUAUGGAGCUGCUGAGUGUCCCCAAAGUUGGAGACUCACUCAAAGAAGCUAUUGAAGCCCAAGCUCCCCCUUCUCUCCCAGUUUCCCCAUCAUCCCCUGCUCCCUCCUCCACCUCCUCGCCAUCACCACUUCCACCCCUUCCCUCUCCUCUCCCUCCACAGGAGGACAAUCCUUCCCCCUCUCAGAAAUCGCCUCCACCCAGUCCUACGCCUCCACCCAGUCCUGUGGCUUCCUCUGUGCCUGUCCUCUCUCCUCUACCUCCUCCUCCUGCAGAGCCUCCUCUAUCCUCUAGCCCACCUUCGCCCAGUCCACCUCCAGUACAGGAAUUCGUUGCAGAGCCCGCCUCUCCUGAAGAGCCCCCUGCGCCUCAAAUUCUACCGUUGCACUUGGCACAGAAACAGAGCGGUGCUGCCAUUGUUGGCGAGACUGAUGAGGAUGAGAGUGAGAGUGGAGGCGAGGGUAUUUUCAGAGAGAGAGAUGAGUUUGUGGUGCGAAUUGAGGACAUCAGGAGUCUGAAGUUGGCCCUGCAGACAGGACGAGAGCCCCCUCCCAUUUGGCGUGUACAGAAAGCUCUGCUACAGAAGUUUUCCCCCGAGAUUAAGGAUGGACAAAGACAGUUUUGUGCCACUAGUAAUUAUCUGGGUUACUUCGGGGAUGCCAAAAAGCGCUACCAGCGGCUGUAUGGGAAGUUUCUGGAAAACAUAAACAAAAAAGACUACGUGAGGGUCUGUUCCCGUAAGCCCUGGCACAGGGCUGUCAACAUGAGGAGACAGUCUCAACCUCUUCCGAAGUUAGCGCCACCCCCCAACAACCAGACUCCUUUAGAGAGGACUGAAAAAGACAGAGAGAAGAUUAAGGAGCCACGUGAAAGCCGAGAGAAGAACAAUGUUCGGCCAAAGGAACAGCGAGACAGAGAAAAAGUGCUUAAAACCAAGGAGAAGGAAGAAAAGAAAGAGAAAGAAAAGAAAGCUUCACCUCCUCCUCCGCCACCUCAGAAGCCUGAGAAACGAGCAGCGGUGACAGAACGAGGGAAGGUGAAGGAGGAGAAGAGGAGCGGUGGACAGGAGAAGAAGACUGAACGCUCUGCCAAACCUCAGCCACCAAAGGUGAAGGCUGAACCUCCGCCUAAGAAACGCAGGAUGUGGCUGAAGGAAGUACCCUCAUCCUCAGACUCGGACUCCUCAGCAAGUGAGGAUGAAACAGUCUCAGUCAAAGCGGGCCUGAACACACGUGCAAUGCGUGAGAUGUACCGGAGCUACGUGGAGAUGCUGGUCAGUACGGCACUCGACCCGGACAUGAUUCAGGCUCUAGAGGACACAGAAGAUGAGCUCUAUCUUCCUCCAAUGCGCAAGAUCGACAGCCUUCUGAGUGAGCAGAAGAGGAAGCUUUUGAAAAGAGUCAAUAUGAACUCUCAGCACCAGGAAGCUCUUCACACUUGCCCUCAGAUAACAGCGGAGCCCCUGGACUCGGGGACGGUGAGGGUCAGACUGGGUGGUGAAUGCUACAACCGCAAAACCCUGAACCGCAUCAAAAAGAGUGUUCCCAAACCACAGGACCUCAAGUUGUCAACAGAAACAUGUCGACUCUACAGUCUCUACCAUUCGCUGCAUCAUUAUAAAUAUCAUACCUUCUUACACUGUAAGAAAGAGACGAACACUAUAGAGCAGGCUUCAGAAGAUCCUGGACAAGAGGAAGUUGUUCAGCAGUGCAUGGCCAAUCAGAGCUGGCUGGAGACACUCUUCAACACCUUCUUAGAGCUGAUGACCCUCAGCACCAAAGCUUAAGACAGAGAGGAAAAGAAAGGACGGGGGAGC
Molecule: messenger RNA, 8189 nt
Organism: Sinocyclocheilus anshuiensis
Lineage: Eukaryota; Metazoa; Chordata; Actinopteri; Cypriniformes; Cyprinidae
Gene: prr12a
Product: proline rich 12a
Exons: 18
Coding region: 654-8159 (2501 amino acids)
Source: RefSeq, a predicted model, not a curated record